GUCCGGAGGCUGGCCAGCCCCGGACAGCUCGGGGCUUCUUAGGCAGUUGUCAGAGUUCGGCUCUGAACUGAGGUGCGCCUUGUCAGCUUCUCAGCUCGCUUGCUUGCUCGGUCUCUCGGCAUCAUGGAGGGGGCUUCAUCGGCGGUGCCUGGCUUCCUGGCCAAGCUCUGGGCUCUGGUCGACGACUCGACCACCGACGACGUGAUCGGUUGGAGCCGGAAUGGCCAGAGCUUCAGCAUCUUGGACGAGCAGAAGUUUUCCAAAGAGCUACUUCCCAAAUACUUUAAACAUAACAAUCUCUCCAGCUUCAUCCGCCAACUCAAUAUGUAUGGUUUUCGAAAGGUGGUCACAGUGGAGAAUGGAAUGGUUGCCCCGGAGAAGAAUCCAAUGAUUGAGUUCCAGCAUAUGUUCUUCAAACAAGGGGAAGCCAACCUUCUGGAGAACAUCAAGCGUAAGGUGUCAUCUGGGAAAGCAGAGGAGUUCAAAGGCUACUCUGAUGAUGUGCAGAAAGCCCUGGCUGAGGUGCAGGAGAUCAAGGAGCAGCAUAUUGGCAUGGAAAACAAGCUGGCAAGCCUGAAGAGGAAUAAUAAAGCUCUCUGGAAGGAAUUGGGCAGCCUAAGACAGAAGCACGGCCAACAGCAGCAGCUAUUAUCAAAGAUCUUCCACUUCUUACUUGGUUUGAUGAGAGGAAACUACAUUAUGGGCGUCAAGAAAAAAAGGUCAUUGCCAGACGGGUCUGGUUCCCCACCUUCGAAGUUCAGCCGCCAAUGUGUCCCGAUCCCCGUGGAGAAUGGGGAAGCUGUGGAUGUCUUAGACCCUGGUUCACCAACUACCCAGGAUUCCAAUGGUGUCAUGAUUCAGGAUAUCACAGCUUCUCUGGAUGAUGACCCCAGUUUGUUUGGGGUUCCAUCUUCACCUUCCACUUUAAUUUUAUCUCCAACUCUCUCUGGAGAUCUGCCAAGCCUAAUUGAUGGGAACAGCCUUCUGUCCCCAGUGCACAUGAUCCCAUCCUUUGGGUUGGACUUGGAUAUGACUGACUGCCCACUUCAGAUCACUGAAGACUCCUUGGAGCCUGAUGAGAUUGGGGACCUUCCUCUGGAUUUCCACUCCUCCCAGGCCAGUGACUCUGAAGACCCUUCUGCCGUUAUUGACUCCAUCUUGAAUGACAGCUGUCUGUCUAGCCAGAGCAGCAUCUUUUUCAACAGGAAUGAAAUGCAGGAUUUUCUGAAUUGUAUCGAAACCAAUCUGGAGGAGCUACACUCAAUGCUAUCUGGGAAGAAACUGAACCAGGACUCUGAUUUCCUGAUCGAGACUCCACCUCUUGACUUUCCAAUCCUGAACAUGAAUGAAGCCGGAACCUCAUCCAACAUGGCUGACACCCUGCUUUCCAUAAAGAGUGUUGAAGAAGGUGGAAUGCCCUGUGAAUUUGAAGCUGAUGAAAAUAAAGACUUGAAGCUGGUCCAAUACAUGGGCAACCCUCUGCUUUCGUUAUUUGAAGAGCUGCCUUCCUUUGAAGACAGACCCCAAGAUGCCAGUGACUUCUUCCUGCCUGACCUCGACGACGAGGAGGAGGAGGCCAUACCCACCUACUUGGAGGACUCCGAUGAUCCUCUCUGCCUUGUCGCGCACAACCUGUCAGAUCAUUAUGGGAGUCCACUUGAGCCUUUCCAGUCCCCGCUGCUCUCAGAAGACCCAAAUGGGGAGUACAAGCUCUUCCCCCUGUUGCUUCUCAGCCCUGUCGCCAACUUCAUCGAGGAGGCCACAGAAAUCGAAAACACCACCUGAGCCCCUGGGCUUACAUUCCCCCUGCCUAGCUUCCUCUUCAAGUCUGUGAGGCCCCAUCACCAUCUGGGGCCGUUAGUCUCUAACCUCCUCACAUGGCCAAAGGGCAGGCCCUUGGUAUUGUGGGUGGGUUACUAGGAGGCCCGUAGCAUCUGCAAUAGAUGAGGAGGAAGGUUUACACUACACUCACUGGAGGCAGGGGAAGCCCCCAUUCAUUCCAAGCCAAAGUUCCAACCUGCAAUUUUUAGGGUAUGCUGUUCUUGUAUAGGUGCAAAAGCUGUGUCUAAGAUGUCAUAAAAUAGGGCUCUUUCUUUUGUGAUCCAGGGACUAGAACAUUUGCUUGUGCACGGGGAGAUCUCCCAUCCCAGGAUUCUCCUGGGCCCAUUUGGUCUGUCUGUCGUAGAAGCAGGUUAUUUCUCUAGUACUUCAAACAAGGAACAAAGCUUCCCCCCCCCCUCGUUUGCAAGUAGGUUUAUUUGCAUAGCCAUGUAUUGCUCUUUUUCUACUCUUAGACUCCAAUCUAGUUCGGUUAUUUACCAUUUUCUUUUCCUAUGGAAAACGGACCUUUUAAUACGAAGUGUUAUUUUUACAUAGGGCUGCCCCAUUCAUUGCCUGACAAUCUGAAAGUGCCCCUUCCCCGGGGGCUGAGCCCACCUACACAUCUGACUUGGCAGUCAGGCCAAAACCAAGGUGGGCAUCUGGGGUACUUGAGGAAGCCCACGCUAUUUCUCCAUAAGCUGAUUGCCCCAGAACAGUGUGCCCUGGGAUGACAGAUGAGAAAAGGACAUGCAUGAAGCUUCACGAACUCCCUGUUCCACUUGUUCUGCCCACCCGCCCACACCCUCCACUCUAGCACCUUAGUCAGGCUCAGUGUUCCAGUGUAGGCCAGUUGGGUAGCUCCCUUUGCAGGCAAUUGUGCUUCAAAAGUUGGGGGGAGAGGUGGGAGGGGAAGGAGGGCAACACUUGUCCCCACUUUUCUGUUUGUUUUCUCCUUUACCUAAAGGGUCAAGUACCAAAAAGCCAGUAGUGAAAUGAAACUCGAAAACGAUCUCAUUUUUAUUUUGCACAUUUCUUCAACAUCUAAGAGAUUUUAAAUAUUGCAUAGUGUGCAUUAUGAGAAAUACAAGCUUCAAACAGUGUCUACUUUCUAGGGAAUAGUCCCCCCCACCUCCUCCCCUACCCCGUUUUUUUCCUGUUAGCUUUGCUCUUCUAGUCCCGUUUUUUUGGUUUGCUUUGUUUUUGUAGCUCUCUUGCUGCUUUCUGUAUACACUCUUUCAUGUGCUUCUGCUGCCUUCCCCAUAAAUAAUAGCCUGUUGGGGAAAUUGUAUUUUAGCAAAUAUUAGGGUUUCCAGCUGCAUCGCCUUCCAAACGGCAUGUUCUCUUACAACACAUACACAACAAGCUAACGUUGUCUUCUUUCUUAAACGAAGACCAUGGGUUUUGAUUCACAGAAAAGUUAGGCUCAGUACAGUUGGCACAAUUCACACAAUGAUAAGAUGAUUGUUUCUUGCUGUGUUGCUCUAAUUGCUGUUUCACCUUUUUUACACGAGGUUAAUAAAGAAUUUCACCAACA
Messenger RNA from Dromiciops gliroides (monito del monte), 3355 nucleotides. RefSeq names its product heat shock factor protein 3-like. The record is from RefSeq and is a predicted model, not a curated record. NCBI's taxonomy places the organism in Eukaryota, Metazoa, Chordata, Mammalia, Microbiotheria, Microbiotheriidae. Bases 124 to 1785 code for a protein of 553 amino acids. Gene Ontology annotation, biological process: regulation of DNA-templated transcription. Gene Ontology annotation, molecular function: DNA-binding transcription factor activity; sequence-specific DNA binding. The transcript is spliced from 13 exons.